Molecule: messenger RNA, 835 nt
Organism: Daldinia vernicosa
Lineage: Eukaryota; Fungi; Ascomycota; Sordariomycetes; Xylariales; Hypoxylaceae
Exons: 2
Source: RefSeq, a predicted model, not a curated record
CCUACAACCCACCACACCACCAUGCCCUCCAACGAACACACCUCACUCCUCAACCCCAGCACCACAACCACAACCACAACCCGCCGCCACCCCCGCAAUAACACCAUGUACUGGACCCUAGCCUGCAUCUACGGCGCAUCCGCCGUCGGCCUCGGCGCCUUCGGCGCCCACGGCCUGAAGAAGCUCAUCUCGGACCCCACCAAAGUCGCCAACUGGGCCACCGCCGCCCACUACCAGCUCGUGCACUCCGUCGCCCUGCUCCUCGCCGCCCAGGCCCAGAACCCCGUCUCCGGCCUCCUGUUUACCACCGGCAUGACCUUCUUCAGCGGGAGCUUGUACCUGCUCGUGCUGAACCCGGCGCGCUUCCGGUUCCUCGGCCCCGUGACGCCGCUUGGUGGGCUGUGUUUGAUUGGCGGCUGGGUUGCGCUUGCGCUAAAGUAAAGAGAGGGGCUAAGACGCCUCGUAUACCCCGCCCGUUUCGGCUCAUGAUGCUGUAGUCUUUUGCGAGAGGGUGGUCGCAGGAGGAAGAGUAGUUACGGGUAGCCGGGCUGCCUGUAUGAGUGUGAUCUCGUUGUAGACGUAACGGCCACCCCCAAAUAACUAGCAUCGCCACUCCGUAUGAGCAAGAAUCUACCUUUUGUUGCACAUCUCUCCUAUACCCAAGAGUUGAUUGUGAAGUUACACAUCUGUUACCCGCUAAAAUUCAACUCAUAGACUUCACGCCGUUUGGAAAACUUACGCAACGCGAUUUUUACCUUGAGGUAUUCCUCUUAAACUAUCCGUAUACUUACAGACGGUCCCAAUAAUCCUUGCCAUUAGCAAAACGUUAUUCACA